CGGCUGAGGGAGGAGAGGACAGGAGGGUGGGGGCAGUGACUGUACGCAGCCUCUGACGUCAGCGCCGCACUCUGAAGAUAAGGCUUUAUAUGAACUACAAUGUUCUUUUUAUAAUCAAGAGCGUUGGCGCUCAGGCGGUGGCGGCGCUGAUCACCUGAGGACACACCCGGCCUCGUCUCCCUUCCUGCCUCCCUCCCUCCCUCCUUCCGUCUGGUGCCGCAGUCCACGGAGAGCGGUGUUAUUGCCGAGCGGCCCCGCGCGCAAUGACGGUCCGGGGGAGUCCGAAAUAAUUCAUCCGCAGAACCACUUGAGGGGGACAAACAUGGGAAUGGCGAGUGAGGAGCUGCUGGUGACACUGCAGAUACUUCCCGGUUUCUUUUCAAACUGUCUCUUCCUCGUCCUCUACGACUCCGUGGUGCUGGUGAAGCGCGUCGUGGCGCUGCUGAGCAGCUCCAGGUCCGGCGGUUCGCGUGAGUGGCGCCGCAUGUUGACCUCGGCGGGUCUGCGCUCCAUCUGGAACAGCUUCCUGCUGGACGCCUACAAACAGGUUAAACUCGGCUGUGAGGCACCAAACUCCAAGGUGGUGAAGGUUCCAGGACCCAGCAGCAGCAGCGGCGGCGGCGGCGUCAUUAACGUGACCAGUGUUCCAGCUGGUACCACGACCAGAAACGAGUGCAACCUUCUGGAUUUUGAGACUUCCGACCGUCCACUGGUGGUCAACUUCGGCUCAGCCACUUGACCCCCCUUUGUCAGCCACCUGCCUGCCUUCCGGCGGUUGGUGGAGGACUUCAGUGACGUGGCCGACUUCCUGCUGGUGUACAUUGAUGAGGCCCACCCAUCUGACGGCUGGGUGGCCCCUCCCAUGGGCUCAUCCUGUUUCAACGUGAGGAAGCAUCAGAACCUGGAGGAGCGGCUGGGAGCGGCACGCAAACUCACUGAGCACUUCUCUCUGCCGCCACAGUGCCAGCUGGUGGCAGACUGCAUGGACAACAACGCUAACGUGGCGUACGGUGUGUCUAACGAACGGGUGUGCAUCGUGCAGCAAAGAAAAAUUGCGUACCUCGGUGGCAAGGGGCCGUUCUUUUACAAUCUGAAAGAUGUGCGUCAGUGGCUGGAGCAGAGCUUUGGUAAACGGUAGGCAGGACUUGAUGUUCUUAAAGGUAAAGGCGCCCAAUUUUGAGGCGGUCCCUUAAAGCAUGGCCAGAUUUUUUUUUUACUCUGAGAUGAAGUUUGUAUGAAUUUGUGAAAAACAUGGCUGAUAUUGGUUGAUACAGAUCCACUGUUGCUUAUAUUUAUACCUGUUAUGUUUAUGUGGAUUUUCAUAUGGAAAAUUCUAUUUUCUAUAGAAAUAUUUUUUUAAUCAUCACGCUUAACCUGCGAGAUAUUUUUAAACAAUUCUUAUUCAAAUAAAAAAACAUUUAUAAGUCGUAAAUCAAACGUUCUCAAAUGUUCAGUGAAGCACAGAAGAUUCAAGGUGGCUUUGGUGUAAAAUAUAAGUUUGAUCUGGUGUGGAGAAUCAGAACGGUGUCAACAUUGGAACCUUCCCUGGUGUUUGCUCCAGUCUUAUUGACAGUAAUCUCAGUAAUCAAACUCACCACAGUCCACUCCAUCCCAUAGGAGUGAAUUUACCCUUUAGAUUAUUUUAUUACCUUUGUCACGCACAUUCUUACCACAGCUGAGUGUGUGUGUUUGCACCAUGCAUAUUGACACAGCCCUGCUAUUUCUGAGCAGCGGUUUAAGGCUUCAAUCAGGUGAGGGCGUGUGCAGGCUUUGGUGUUUGGCCAUGUGAUUGGCCGAUCACAAAAACUGUACUGAAUUACUGCAAUUCAUCUCUUGCUAAUGGCUGCCUCACUCUGCCAAGUAAAACACUCAGGAAGCACCAAUCAGACGCUCUCUUUACAUUCACUUUCAAUAUACAGUGGAACCUCGGUCUUCCAACUGAAUUCCUGAAGGAGCAGCGCAAGAAAUACCGCCAAAAUCAGACAACAGUUCUCAGCGUGUAUGUCCCAAACUCAGGCUGAGGAAAGACUGACGCCACACACACACUCAGGGAUCACCUGCUGCCGCCUGAUAUCGUUGGCUUGUUUGGCAGCCGAGUUAUGGUACGACAACCGGGGCAAUUGUU
Molecule: messenger RNA, 2125 nt
Organism: Cynoglossus semilaevis (tongue sole)
Lineage: Eukaryota; Metazoa; Chordata; Actinopteri; Pleuronectiformes; Cynoglossidae
Gene: dio2
Product: iodothyronine deiodinase 2
Exons: 2
Biological process (GO): thyroid hormone metabolic process
Molecular function (GO): thyroxine 5'-deiodinase activity
Source: RefSeq, a predicted model, not a curated record